This is a messenger RNA of Caenorhabditis angaria, 1111 nucleotides long. Lineage: Eukaryota; Metazoa; Nematoda; Chromadorea; Rhabditida; Rhabditidae. The record is from the annotation of a GenBank genome assembly.
CUGGAGGCUGCGGAAGGUAUGUUAAACUAACAUCUUUUUACUUCUCAUAACCAACUAAUUUCCAGGCGCCGCUCUUGCUGCCAUAUGUUAUGCUCAACGCGGAAGAAAGAAGUGAGUAUUUUACGUUUCAGAAAGAGAAAGUUUUCAAUAAAUCUGCAGAAAUCUUUAAAUUUUGCGAAAAAAAUUUUUUUCAACUGCGUUUUUCAUUCACAGGAAUUUGCGAACAGAGUGGAAACCAGUUGAAGCGGGAAACCAGCCUGAUUCGGGUACAGAACUGGCUGGAACCAGUAGGGUUUCAUUGGAUUCCAACUGGUAUUGCAGGUGUUGCUGGUUUCCAAUCUGUUCGCAAAUGCCUGUGUUAAUUUUAUUCAAACUCAGGAAAUCGAAAGCGUGCUACGCCGCGUUUAGGGGCUUUUCGCGUUCACGCUGCGCACAGAACUCGCGAAAUAAGCGAUAUCUGAGCACCGCGUGAACGCCAAAAGCCCCUAAACGCGGCUUAGCUUUCGAUUUCCCGAGAAGACAUUUGUUUUUUGGGUUUCUCUCGCGCGUUUCCAACUUCAACGUUCAAAGUAAUUUUCUUUCAGCCAGCCGGUCGCGGAGGUAUCCGAAAUGAAGAGGCGACGAAUCUGGAAUGAGGAUGCAACAAACCGCUCGCGCUUUUGGAAGAUGAUGUAAGUUUUUUUUAACUCAAAGAUAACUUUAAAAGCCAAGAAACCGCUUUGAAAUUGUUCAAUUGUACAAUGCCUGGAGAACAUGCCCUAUAACCACAUUUCCUGUAAAUGUUUACUUACAACCCUGGAUUUUAGUGGUGGUUAUAGGUCAUGUUCUCCGAGUAUUGUACAUAACUUGAAAAAAAAUUAAUUGUAAGCUAUUUAACUUUAUUCUAAUUCUCUGACUUACUUCUGAUAAAUAUUGGGCCAAAAAUUAAUAAGCUAUUAUUUUUUAUUUUUAGAUGCUUGAAUUCAAAAUAAAUCCAAAAACAACGCGAAAAAGUCAAAAUUUUCCAAAUAACGAUUUAUUUAGGUGCCAACUCAAUCGGCAACAAUUACGAUACUGGACCAUCCAACAUCUCGGUAAUUUUAAUUUUGUGUAUUGUUUAUUUUUUCAAUAA